AAAGUACUGUGUCUGGGAGGACGGCACCGCCAUUUCAUCAUCGUCGACAUCUCUCGUGUCCAGAGAAGACAUCCACUGGGAUUGAGAGGACGGGACAACAUCUAAGCCACUGAUCUGGGGCAGUUCCAAUGCUAGUUCGUCUUCUUCAUCUGAAGAGAGUAUUUCUGGUGCAGACGCCAGCCAUUGCGACUGAGACGACGGAACCUCGGCGGCGGCAUCAUCAUCGUUCAACACAGGCAAUGCUCCGAAAUACUGAGAUUGGGAUGAGGGAACACUAUCGUCAUCCGGAACGGGAUCUGAAACCGACGAGAUGCGACGUUGAAUUCGAUCCUGAGGAGGUGGAACGAACGGCGGAGGACUGGAACGAUCUGGGGUACUGAAGAUCGAGGCAGGUUGUCUUUGAGAUGUGAUGGAGGAGUCCAAAGAGGUGGGUGUCCUCUUGGGAUCCCUAAGCUCGUCUCUUGCGGGUGUUCCACGGGGAGAUGGGGUGGUGGCAGUGGCAGCCAGUUGUGUUUUCAUGGAUUUAAGCGGUGCCCGCACAGGAUCGAGGACUGAAGCAUUCGAGGGUAGGGCGGCAUUGUGGAUCUCCAGAACGGGAUCUUGGGAUGGUAUCGUGAGGUCUAUGUCAUAUCCCGCCUUCGGUAAAUCAACUGCUUUCCGUUUCCGACGCCGUGGAGGGGUAUCUAGAAUGAUGAUUGGUUCGUUGUCCCGUGUAGUCGAGUAGCGUCUUUUAGGUGCUCGUACAGACACAUUUCCUAUUAAUGAGUUCGAUUUGUUUGCUCCAGAAUCUUCCGUAUCGAUUCCUUGUCGGCUGGGCCUGGUUUCCUCUCGUUUCUCACUCUGUUUCGAAGGGUUAAUGUUCCCCGGCAAGGAGGAGCGUGCGUGUCGCUUGCUUUGGUGAACGCGUGUAAAAUAAGAGGUGAUUUGAUUAUCUUCGCGGUCCUUGGGCAUGCAAAGACGAAAGGUGCGUAGAAUCUGUUCGUUGUUCGAGAUGCCAGUGUGAGAGCAAUGACGCGUAUGGUUGUGCUUGGAGGUGCUUGCAUGUCUUUAUCCUGUUGUGGUCACGGAGCUUCCGGUCCGGGAGAUUAUGAGCUUUUAGUCUGGCACUUGCUACUUACCUUGAUCAUGUCUGGAUCUCUGGAUCUCAUUUCCAUUGCAAUGAUAACAGAUUUCUUCCACCCAAAUGUUGGCGGGGUGGAAAAUCACGUAUAUAUGUUGAGCGCUUGCCUGCUACGUAAAGGGCAUAAAGUCAUAGCUAUCACUCAUGCACAUACCCCCGACCGUGUAGGCGUGCGGUGGCUUCUGCCAGGGCUGAAGGUGUACUACAUCCCUUUCGUUCCAAUCGCGUCCUCCGCCACCCUCCCCCAAUUCUUCACAUUCCAUCCGUAUCUUCGUACCAUCCUGAUCCGCGAACACAUCCAUCUCAUUCACGCGCAUGCCAGCCUGUCGUCUCUCGGACACGAAGGAAUCUUGCACUCCCACUUCCUUGGUGUGCGCACUGUGUUCACGGAUCACAGCCUGUUUGGAUUUGACGACGCAGCGAGCAUACUGACGAACAAACUGCUGGCUGGGACGUUAAGGAAUGUGGACGCUGUGAUUUGCGUCUCUCAUACCGGUCGCGAAAACACCGUUCUUCGUGGACAACUUUUCGAUCGCUCCCCAAAAGCUCCUGAUGUUUUCACCGUCAGGAAUAAUGUUUACGUUAUCCCGAACACAUUGGUCCCAGAGAGAUUCCAGCCAUCUCCACCGCCGCCCAGCGAAAUUGUCACAAUCGUCUUUCUGAGCCGACUUGCUUACCGCAAAGGCAUCGACCUCUUGGUGGCAACCGCGCCACGAAUCUGCGCGACCUUCCCAAAUGUCCGUUUCAUCGUAGGAGGUGACGGACCGAAGGCGAUUGAUCUGCAUCAAAUGCGAGAGAAAUAUCUCCUGCAGGACCGUAUCGACAUCCGGGGUGCUGUGCCUCCCAGCGAGGUUCGGGAGUUCCUUGUACAAGGCUCUAUAUUCAUGAACACGUCCUUAACAGAGUCUUUCGGAAUCGCGAUCCUGGAAGCAGCAUGCGCUGGGCUCUACGUGGUCUCGACCCGUGUAGGCGGUGUGCCUGAAAUCUUGCCGCAAGACAUGAUCAGUUUUGCCAACCCGGACGAGGAUGACGUUUGCCGUGCGGUUGGGGAAGCCAUCCGCAUCGUUUCAGAAGGAAAACACGACCCUCUUUUGGCUCAUGAACGCGUCAAGUCCUUUUACAGCUGGGAUCAAGUCACGGAACGAACAGAAGCUGUAUACGAUGCAGUUCUGUGUUCGCCUCAAAUGGAGCUCUGGGAACGAAUCGAGCGCACGAUGCAGCUAGGACUAUUUGCAGGACCCAUCUACACGAUCAUUCUCAUAGUCGACUGCUGGUUUUUCAUGUUCCUAGAAUGGUGGAUGCCGAGAGAAGACAUGGAUUUCGUUCAAGAGCAGUGGAAUCAAGAUGCAUUUGCACAACUCUGUGACCGAUGAUCGAUGACCGCCGGGCAACACAAGUGCAUGAAGACAAGCUGGCGGGAUGACAUUUACAUUCCCUCGCAAUUGAGUCUUCGCAGGUCGAUGCUGCUUAUCUCGGGAACCGCAUUUCCCUACCUGCAUGAUACGAGUUUGUGUCUAUAGUGGCGUUCGUGGCCAGCCCUGCAGGGCUGCAGCCUCUGCUUCUAAUUCGGCAAUCGCUUCUCCGAUUUCUUCUUCUUGCUCCAACACCAUUGGCUGAAAAUCCCGCUCCAUUGCCACGCCAAAUCGUCGCACGAGUCCAGGAAUCUCGUCCUCGACACUUGUCUCUUUGCCAAGAACACCCUCCACGGAGGCAGCCUUGACCCCGACCAGUCCACAUGCCACAACCUCGUCGAACCACGCCAGCGGUUCUCGAGUGAUAUUCAGAGAAACUCCGUGAGUUGUAAGCCGAUGCCGCACUUGCACGCCGAUACUGGCGAUUUUCGUGCGUGCGUCGAGGAAGACACCUGUAUUGUCCGACGGUGCAUGCAUAAUCCCGUGCGCCUCGAGAAUGUGAGAUUGGAGAAUCUUUUGAAGGCGAUCGACGUAGUCCCUGAUCAUCAUUGGCGUAGAUUGAGAUGGUCGCGGACGCGAGAGAUCAAGCAGUGGGUAACCGACAAUUUGACCCGGCCCGUGAUAUGUCAAUUCUCCGCCGCGCGCAGUGCGCACGAAAUCCGCACCCAUGCGCGUCAGCCUCGUGCGUUCGUCUUGGAUUGCAUCUUCGGUCUGUCGCCGGCCAGCGGUAUAGACCGGUCGGUGCUGCAGGAGAAGCAAGAUAUCUUUGUGUCGCCCAGAAGCCUGGCGUUGGGAUCGCUGGAUGGCAUGUAUACGUUCCUGCAAAGCGAGAGUCUGGGCGUACGGUACAGGUACGCGAAAGUAGUGGUAAAGAGCAGGAAUGGACAUGUCAUUGUCGCGUGACGUAACACACUUUGUGCCGGAGGUGACGAUGUGAGCCCAUAGUACCAGCCGGUACGCGUUUCUUCAAGUCAUUGGGCGCCUCGGGAUUCCACUCUGCACCACCCGAGUCGUCUUCGGCACGAUCUACUCGUGCCUCGUCCUUCACAUCCGCUCCAGAGCAAAUUCCUACCCCUCGCUCACAAGGCACGUUAAUCAAAGAGAUGCCAGGUGAACUGGGCACACAGGUGUACCAGUUUCCAGUUGACGACAUCGCUGCUAUGCUGUCGCCCAAGCGUCUCCGACGAAAGUGGAGGGGAACGGAGGGCCCCCAUCACCUCGCCCACUUCGACUGUCUUGUGGAUUCCGAAGUUGUCACCCGCGCAUUGUCUUCACAACGCCGCCCGGCGAGUGUGUACACAUACGAGGACUUGAGUGAAAGGGCUCACUACAAACCGCUGGCGAACUACCUCAAUGGACACCUAAAAUUCGCGCACAAUGUCUAUAGAACCACCAUGGAUUCUCAGGCAGAACUCCGUGUGGGCGAGACUUCCUUUCCCGCCCUAGAUGAUGACAAGCAAUUGUUUCCCGACCUUACCUUCUACAAGUUCGACAAGAACACCAUCGACAGUGUCGAAAAAUCGUAUCCACUCAAGCCUGACCUUGUUGGCAUCGACAUGAAGGACGCUGUGGACGCAAAAUUGGACUGCUGCUGGCAAAGAACGAUCGACGGUCAUGAUUCCAAUCGUGACUUGCAACAGAUCCAGAUCGCCGUUGAGGUCAAAAACAGCUGGAGCACGAUGGUCCGGCAGGCCGCUACAUACGCCCGUGCGCAGCUAAGUGUGAACCCGAUGCGCGCGUUCUCUGUCGCAAUUGCCUUCAAUCACGUCGAUCGGACACUGCGCUUUCUCAUCUUCCAUCGCGGAGGCUUGACGGCCUCGGUCGGGCUGGAUGUUGCGAAGGAUUCCACUUGCGCCCUUGUCGAGAAAGUCUUUCUUUCGAUCGCUCUCUGGUCGUGUCGGGAGGACGCUGGCUUUCCCUCAUUCACGGACGGCGUUCGGUUCGUUCUUCCCAAGAUGGAUGGUGUCGGAAACCCUGCGGCGCGCUGUUUUGGUGUGAUGAAGACAGUUCUGAACGCAACACGCUCUGUUCGGGGCCGGAACACUCUUGUUGGAGUUGUCACCGUCAAUGACCAGGGGUUUCCAUCUGAUACCCAAAAGCCCAGGGUCCGUUCAAGUCAGAGAAACAAGCGGGUAACAGCCAAGGCACGUGAGAGAGAGACGGAGGGGCAGCCGCCCGUAGAGACAUUUGAGCUCAUUACACCACGACCUUCGACUCGGAAUGAUGAGCUGAGAUUACCUCAAGUCACCCAAGCGCUCACAUCUAGCCCCCAGCAAGGACCAGUCGAAGACUUGAUUGCCAAGAUUAUAUGGUCUCCUUCGCACAGAGCUGAGAUCGAAGGGAAGAUGCUGCACGGCUGUUCAGAUGCAUUCGGUACUGCUGGGCAUAUGCUAUCGUUCAUCCCAUGUAGUGAAGACGACGUCCCUCUCACCAACGACAUCUUUCUCCCCGAGCUCGAACGCAUGAAAGAUCGUCUCUGGGAUUAUUGAAAAGCGAACUCUGAAGGAACCGAGGAAUUCCCUGAUCAUCGGACGAUGUGCGUGCACAUCACAACCGGCGAGGGGGAACGCCUCGAAAGCUGCAAGACUCCCUGGGACCUAGUUAUUGCUGUCGUACAUUGCAUGCUUGGCUGGCUUUCCUUGUUCCAGGCGGGUUUUCUUCAGAGAGACAUCAGCCUUGGCAAUCUUCUGCGAUUGGAUCCGCCCUUGGAUCGACCGGAAUUCACGGCUACGGUCAUCGAACAAGUGCUCCGGGACAUGUCUACCGAUUUUGCUGCUUUUGGAAGGCAGUCAGAGUUCCUUGAGGACCUCGGAUCUCGUCUGGAUCGCCUCCACCUUCCGGCUGAUGCCCCUCUUCCUGAAUUCGCCUCUCUCCUGCUGUCGCACCGAAACGAGCCAGCUAAGCUCAAACUGGCUGAGCUGGCACACGCUGUGCAAAUGGCUGUCGGUGAGCUCGACAUCGGGACAGAGUGCCGGGGUAUGAUCAUCGAUGGCGAUCAGGCAUGCGAGCUGAAGGACUACUUCCGAAACGACCACAGUCGAGGCACUCUCUCGGGCACACGCGAUUACAUGUCAACAGCUCUCAGAACGGCUCUCGGACGCGGCACACCUUAUUUGCAAUCCCCUGUCGAUGACCACGAGUCUGCGUUCUGGACAUGCCUUGAUGCGCUCUUACAAGGCCAUGCUGACAAAGACUCGGAAAUCGAGGUCCAGUGGGCGAUUGAUCUGGCCUCUGCCGAUGUCAAAAUUCGGGCAUCUGUCAUGAGUCCUGACGCUCUGGGUGAACCACGGGAACUCCUUGUGUCCCAGACGAAGAAUCCGUUCAUCCUUGCAAUGGCCCCAUUCCUCCAAGAAUGGUUUGAUCAGAUUUUGCAGGCACGGAGGGCUUGGAAGUCUGCUACAAUGGCCGUUGAUGCUCGUACUGGCAGUGAUCAGCCGACAGCCGACGACAAGGAACUUCGUGGCUCCCUCCAUGCUGUCCAUUUCCAAGAGUUUGCGUAUCGAGGCGUCCUCACGCUCCUGCGCGUGGCCAAGAACCAUCGGGCUUCACUUCAAUCGUACGGCACAGAGGACAAAAAAUAGGUGCCGAACCUUCCGUAGGGCUCCUGUACACAAGAGAUCUCAAUAUACGCCAAUCACACUUUGUAGCAUCGAAGUCUGAGCCUUUCAACGCAUCGUUGAAGUUGACCGACCCGAGUGCAACUCUGAGAGACUAUCACUCAUUUUGGCAGAUGCCAGUUAAAUGGAUUCGAAUUGGCCCGGCGCUCAAGACCGCUGAACAGCGGAUAGAGGAGCACUGGUUGAUUCCUUGGUACUUACAGCUUCUGCUGUGGCCAGGCAGCAGGGCCCGUGAAUACUGAUAGCAUCACUGUGCGUCAAGCGACAUAUAGGGACAUAAGACCAGGCAGAACGAGGAGGUUGGCUGUCGCAAGCUCAAUUCCCUUGCUUGUCAAGGCUUCUCCACCCUCAUAAUUGGCUCGAUUUCAUCGGACCCGGCUUCCCCCGCUGUUCCGUUCCUCUCCGUGCUCUUCCUGUCGGUCUCGAGUUC
Mycena citricolor is the source of this 6579-nucleotide messenger RNA. The record is from the annotation of a GenBank genome assembly. Lineage: Eukaryota; Fungi; Basidiomycota; Agaricomycetes; Agaricales; Mycenaceae.